GACAACUUUCUCCACGUGACGCGGACCGAGGAGGACAUGCCCAAAUCAUCCAGUUACACUCAGAGAUCCUUUUCCGAUUCAUUAAUCAAUUUAAGCUCUCGCCGUCAGUUAAGUUUGAUUAAAAAAAAUGUAAGAUAACAGUUGGUCAAUCGGUGUUUUUGCUUAUCUUUUUUCGUUUUGUUUGUCGGCGCGCCCUGCUCGUUCGUUUUGGGGAAAGUAAAAACAAAAAUGGAGUCAAGUUUCAACAGGUCUUAACGUUAAAAUGAAAGACACACUCAAAGUAACCGAUUCAAGCUUUUAAUUUUAAUUUUCUUCUUUAAAAAAAACAAACACCUUUUGCGGUGAUGGGCUCCGUUACUUCUGCGCUGACGCGGACGAGGAACGCGCUGGUGAAAGUGGGCUCGGAGCCGGAGACCCAGGACCCGGAGAGGAGCCGCUCCGCUCCGGGGACGGACCGAACCAGGAAGAAGAGCGCGCGCCUCAACGUCUCGUGCCAAACCGGGCGGCCGAGUUCCCGCCCGUCGCUGCUGUCCGAGGUGCUGAGCAGACGGGACUCCGACGGAGCCAAGCAGCAAACCGGCAGGAAACACGCGCGUGAAGGUCAACCGAGCGUGGCAAACGAAGAUGGGGAGAGCUCCAGCAGACCACAGGCUAGUUUCUCACGCUCAAAGUCCCAGAGUGCUUUGUGGAACGCCAUCACGGCGGGGAUGGGCAUCAAAGGCAAAGAGCAGAAGCCCCCCCUGUUUGACCUGCGGAGCCCCGAGGAGAUUCUGGCCGACGAUCUUCCGGCCGCAGACCAACCGGAUGCCUCGGAGAAGACGGCCAUCAGAUUACGAUGUCUGGUGAAGCAACUGGAGAGAGGAGAGGCUUCCCUCACGGACCUCAAGAAGAACCUGGAGUACGCAGCGCUGGUGCUGGAGUCUGUUUACAUCGAGGAGACGAGGCGCUUGGUGGACACGGAGGAUGAGCUCAGCGACAUCCAGUCUGAGUCGGUGCCCUCGGAGGUGAGGGAUUGGCUGGCCUCCACCUUCACCCGCCAGAUGGGCCUCAUGCUGCGGCGCAACGAAGAGAAGCCUCGCUUCCGCAGCAUCGUCCACGCCGUCCAGGCUGGCAUAUUUGUUGAGAGGAUGUACCGACGUACCUCCAAUAUGGUGGGGCUCAGCUACCCGCCCUCCGUCAUAUCUGUGCUGAAGCAUGUUGACAAGUGGUCCUUUGACGUGUUCGCUCUGAACGAGGCCAGCGGGGACCACGCGCUUAAAUUCAUAUUCUACGAGCUGCUCACGAGAUACGACCUCAUUAGCCGUUUCAAGAUCCCCAUCUCCGCGGUGGUGUCCUUCGUGGAGGCCUUAGAGGUGGGAUACAGCAAACACAAAAACCCCUACCACAACCUGAUGCACGCCGCUGACGUCACGCAGACCGUGCACUACUUGCUGCUGAAGACCGGCAUGGUGCAUUGGUUGACUGAGCUGGAGAUCUUCGCCAUGAUCUUUGCGGCCGCGGUGCACGACUACGAGCACACGGGAACCACAAACAACUUCCACAUUCAGACGAGGUCCGACACGGCGAUACUUUACAACGACCGCUCGGUGCUGGAGAGCCACCACGUCAGCGCGGCAUACCGCCUGCUGCAGGACGACGACGAGAUGAACAUCCUCUACAACCUCUCCAAGGAUGACUGGAGGGAGCUGCGGGCUCUGGUGGUGGAGAUGGUGCUGGCCACAGAUAUGUCCUGCCACUUCCAGCAGGUUAAGACCAUGAAGAACUUCCUUCAACAACCCGAGGGCAUUGACAAGCCCAAAGCCCUGUCCCUCCUGCUGCACACGGCAGACAUCAGCCACCCGGCCAAAAGCUGGAACCUCCACCACCGCUGGACCACCUCCCUCCUGGAGGAGUUCUUCAGACAGGGGGACAAAGAAUCGGAGCUCGGACUGCCGUUCUCGCCGCUCUGCGACCGAAAGUCCACAAUGGUGGCCCAGUCCCAGAUUGGCUUCAUCGACUUCAUCGUGGUGCCCACCUUCACGGUUUUGUCGGACAUGAUGGACUGUAUCGUCAAACCGCUCAUCGACGAGGCCUCCCAUGCGGGUUUCUCCGGCUUCAGGCGCUCCAGCCUGAACAGUAUUAGCUCAGAGGAGGCCAAGAGGCACAGCGUGAGGAGCUCCGACAGCAGCUCGUCGGGACACAGCUCCCUGCUGACGGUGGACCUGAAGAACUUCAAGGCGCUGUGGAAUGAAGAGGUGUACCAGAACAGAGAGAGGUGGAAAGCUCAGGCUGCCAAAGAGGCGGAGGAGAGAGCUAAAAGGGAAGCGGAGGAGCAAGCCCAACAGGAAGAGGCCAUGGAGCCCCCGGAGGCCCAUGCAGAGCCAGAACGGCCCGAGCCAAAGGCCGACCAGCCGCAGGUGGAGGAGGGGGAGGGGCUCGAUUCCGCGGAGGUCAGACCACCGGCGGGUGACAUGGAGGAAACGGAGCAGAGGGCGCAGCCCGACAGCGGCGCACACAAGGACGCAACGCUGCAGAACGGGGAGUUGUCUGAAGAGUCUGUUUCUCCAAAGGGUGAAGAAAGACAGGACAAAGAAGAUGAUGCAGAGGUGGCGAUGGAAUGAGUGAGCCGUGGAGACCUUCACUGACCCGAGGGCUCCAACUCCAGCUGGAGGAAAAGGCCAUUAGUUGGACUGUGUCGCCCCCUGCAGGACUCCGAGAAACGGACACCUUCACUUCCUGUUUGUCCCUCUGGUUAACUGUUUUUACUUUUCCUGUGUCGAUGCUCCCAGUGCUGUUUUAUGCAGAGCUCAAGCCACGUGCAUUAUACCGACCUUCCUGCUUCGUGACGAAUGCAACACAGAAGAAGAUUUAACUGACGAUGCUGAGGAGGGUUUUUGGGGUGUGAAAGAGACCGAAAAUGUUGCUCCUCGUAGUUUUAGUUUGCCUAUUGUUGACGCUGCUCUAAUUGUGCGCUUUCACUCAGACCACAGACAUGUAGCCAUUCUUGUCGAGCCCCACUUGUCCCUGCUGUGUGUCGCUUUCCUCCGUGGACACUCAACACGAGCAAUGUCAUCAGAUCUAGACCAGAUCUACACCAAGAGGGACGUAUCUCUAGCUGCUACACAGUAUGUACACGGAGUGUGUGUGCAGUACAAUGUAGUUGACGCUUGACAGGUUUACAGCACUAAAAUUUAGAACGUACUCUCGUUAAACAUAUCUCUGUGUAGACCAUUCUUUUUACCCGGGCUGCAGCAGCUCUGGUUUGGAGUUUCUUAUGUUUGCUGAGGCUACUGCAAGAAACCCUUAACAUGUUUACUUUAUCAGUGCUUUCCUCAGUGCGAUUGUGUUCUUUGCAGCCAGGUUUGUAUUGCUUUUUUUUGUGUGUGUUUCUGGCCUCUUUACUGUAUAUAUUGAAAGUUGAUAUGUGUACAGAUCUUAAGAGUAGAAAUCCCUCCAGCCCACAAUCCAUCAACAGAUAUUUUCUUUUCGGGUAUAAUGUAAGAUAGUGUAGUGAGAGAUGUCCAAAAAUUAGAAUGCAACUUUUGCAUCUCAAACAUAUCACACAUUCAAGUUUUUGUAAUGAGUAAAAUAUGUUUCUUUUCUUUUUGUAACAAUCUUAUACUUGUCCUCUGUGAAUCAUGCACUAGAUGUGUCUGAUGUCCUCACACCGUAUGUCACUUCUUGGUCAAAAAGACUUCUUCUUGAUGCCUUCUUAUAUGUAUCUAAGCUGUAGCAAAAAUGUCAAGAUUGUUGCUGAAAUUCGAGAAAAAAGCCUCGCGCGUGUGUGUGCGUGUGUGUGUGUUUUGUUUUGCAUCACAGUUGUGUCGCAGCAGCUCGGCCGCUGAGGCCGUCGGCGUAAUGGUUCGAAUCGACGUGUUUCACAUGGCGCUCGUACACUUAUCGGCCAGAUGAAUCCAUCAUGCUUCUGUGGCUAUGGGUCCAAACUGCGUCUGCUUCUUGUCCGUAUGCCGGGUUUUUUAAAGGCUCGUAAUGUUGCGCGUAGGAGAUGCAAAUAUCGCUUGCUGUGCAUAUGUAACAUAUUGAACCUCUGUGAUGCUGGUUCAGCUCUGACUAUACACUUAAUAUGUGUAAAUGAAAGAAAAAAAAAGCAUUUUGUGCAGUAUUCACAUAAGAAUGCAUAUGUUUUCCCUGACAUUUUGCACAUUUAUUUUGUGCUUCCUUAUGUUUUACAUUCUUUCGAUACAAAAUUCCCAACAUUUAUUGUGCCAACAUCAGGUUAUUGGUAUUUUAUUUUCAAUUAUACUGUAAACACGUGUACUGGUACAUAUACUAAAACAUAAAGUAUAAAUAGAGAGGCAAUAGCCCAGCUUGUAAACAUUUAUAUAAAACCGUAGGAAUGAUUUUGUAGCCUCUUUGUUUUAAUACACACUACUCUUUUUUAUAUCAUGGCAGGUAGGGAAUAUAUAAAGCAGUUUAUCACGUAAUCUUUCUAGAUGCAUCUUUCUACUUAAAAAAUACAGUCGGUGGUUAGCAAGACAGCUGACUGAAUGUGUGCCUCUUUAAAUGUACUUUCUGUUUCACACAUUUCACCUGGAGGAACCAUUUUGCUGUGUCAUUUUAAUUUGUGCUGAUCUAGGAACAGGCAAGCAUUCAUUUCUUCCUACAAUUGUUCAUACUAAACUCCAAUUUUAGAAAAAAAUGUUGGAAAGUUUGUAAAGUCAGAAGAUUGCUUUUGCAGAAGUAGUAUUUAGUCGGUAGAUUCUUGCUUGUUUUCACUGUGUAGCUUUUUUUUCUGUUUUAGCAGCCUGUUUGCUGGAUUGUCUUCAACGUAUAACGUCGUUUUUAUUUUGUCUCCGGUUCAUCUGUCCCAGCGUGUGUGUCUGUUCAAUGUGUUUACUUCCACCAGCUCUGAAGUCAGAAAAAAAAAAAAUUCAGGUGGCUCAAAACUGUAAAUUCAAAGUGUAACAAUCAUAUAAAGAUUAGAUUUAUCAAUAGAACAAAUACAAAACUCAUUCUGUGCCCAAAAUUGCCUGCCUGAUACUUGGUAAAGCGGGAUAUAUUUUCUUUACCAAGCGACCAACACAUGUACAGUCUUGUAGUUUGCUCGAUAUUUCACCAGCUAAUGUUUUAGCCUCUACCGUAUGAAUAUUUAAAAAAAGAAUUAUACCAACCAUAAUCAGAAAAAUAGCUGUAUUUAUGACACGGUCAGACUUCUAAACAUGAUGUUUUGUUAUUGUUGCUACAGAGCAGAUUAAUGUUGUUUGUUUAAUGCUUUGUUUCCUUGUUUAGUGUCAAUCACUCGGAUCUCAAACUGUUCCAGUGACCCGAGGUUAGAUGGAUGUAAAGUGUGUGUGUGAGAAACUGCUGGAAAAUACUUAAUGUGCAUUUUUUUUUUGAUCUCCUCACUGUGACCUGCUCUAUCGAUGAGAGUGUGAUGAGGCGAGUGUGUGUGUGUGCGUGUGCGUGUGUGUGUGUGUGCGUGUGUGCGCGCAAGGGAGUGAGAAAUAAACAAAAGGUUAUACAGUGGAGCGUUCGAAAAUGUUAAACACUUAUAAUUAAAUAAUCACCAUUAAAGGAUUGAAUUUCUAAAGAGUGUUUCCCACUUUGAAAAUCAAGCUGUCACAAUUAUACACCACCAGAUACGACUCAAUAUCAAUAUUACACACACACACACAAACACACACACACACAUACACAUAGACUGAACCUCCACCGCAUCCACACAAAGACCAGAUGACAAGGCGUGUGAGUGGGUAUGUGAGUGUGUGUGUGUGUGUGUGUGUGCGUGUGUGCGAGUGGGUGUGUGUGCACGCAUGUGUGCGUCACUGUCCCAGUGCCGGCCAGGCGGCCGUGUGUGCCACCAUGCUCUGUGACUGCACAGCCGUAUCAAUAAAUCUGGACUCAAAGGGCUCAGA
This is a messenger RNA of Pungitius pungitius (ninespine stickleback), 5855 nucleotides long. It is a transcript of the gene pde1cb, whose product is annotated as phosphodiesterase 1C, calmodulin-dependent b. Gene Ontology annotation, molecular function: calmodulin-activated 3',5'-cyclic-GMP phosphodiesterase activity. Gene Ontology annotation, biological process: signal transduction. Lineage: Eukaryota; Metazoa; Chordata; Actinopteri; Perciformes; Gasterosteidae. The transcript is spliced from 18 exons. Gene Ontology annotation, cellular component: neuronal cell body. The coding region runs from base 345 to 2600 and encodes 751 amino acids. The record is from RefSeq and is a predicted model, not a curated record.